AUGCGAGUUGCUGGUAGCAGUAAUGGUAUUGGUAGUGGUAAUGGUGAUGGAAAUUUUAAUGGUAAUGUUAUUGAUAAUGGUACUGGUAAUGGUAAAGGCAAUGGUUAUGUUAGUAGUACUGGUAGUUGUAAUGGUAAUGGUAGUGAUAAUGGUAAUGGUGACGACAAUGGUAAUGGCAAUGUCACUGAAAAUGGCUAUGACCAUUUUAGUGGUAAUGGGAAUCUUAUUCGUAAUGGUAAUGGUAAUGAUAAAGGUGAUGGUAAUGAUAAUGAUAGUGGUAAGGGCAAUAUAAAAAUAAUGCACCUAAAUGUGCCAAGUCGACUCCUAAGCGCAAAAGGCUCUUGGGAGCCACUUUGUCCAUCUCUGCUCUACACCGAUUGUUCAGAGAUGGAUAAACACGUUAGCGAUAUUCUUUAUUCGGACGGCCGGAUGGCUGCAGUGCCUUUCAAGCCGAUAUCUUUACAUUGUCUACUAUGGAAUAGUACGCCAAAAACGACAAAACCCCCAGCAAAUGCUAUGGUGGGACCAAUGAAAAAUCUUUAA
Rhagoletis pomonella (apple maggot) is the source of this 543-nucleotide messenger RNA. RefSeq names its product cell wall protein IFF6-like. The record is from RefSeq and is a predicted model, not a curated record. The transcript has 4 exons. Lineage: Eukaryota; Metazoa; Arthropoda; Insecta; Diptera; Tephritidae. Bases 1 to 543 code for a protein of 180 amino acids.